Molecule: messenger RNA, 1593 nt
Organism: Arabidopsis lyrata subsp. lyrata
Lineage: Eukaryota; Viridiplantae; Streptophyta; Magnoliopsida; Brassicales; Brassicaceae
Product: FBD-associated F-box protein At5g56370-like
Exons: 3
Coding region: 30-1271 (413 amino acids)
Molecular function (GO): protein binding
Source: RefSeq, a predicted model, not a curated record
AUCAUUGGAUUAACAGCUUGGAGAGUCCUAUGGAUAGGAUCAGUUUCUUGCCCGAUGAUGUCCUGUUACAUUUACUUUCAUUGCUUACCACAAAAGAUGUCUUGAAGACAAGUGUUUUGUCCAAACGAUGGCGGAAUCUUUGGAAGUUGGUACCGAAACUCAAGUACAUCGAUUGUGAUGAGAAUGCUGAUCAUGGGAGAUUUCUGCUGUUUGUGGACAGGUCUUUGCUAUUAAACACGGCUCCAGUCUUAGAGAGUUUGCAUUUCAAGUUUCGUAGGCAAUGCAGCGACGUAGAUAUCGGAUUUUGGGUUAGAAUUGCUGCGGAACGAGGUUUGCGUGAUUUCGAUUUUUAUCAUCCCAUUUUUAAUGAGCCUAGCAGAUUACCACAAAGCUUGUUUACCUGCGGAACACUCGUGGUGCUUAAACUUACCAAUGUAUCGCUUGCGGAUGUUAAAUUCCCGGUUAGUUUUCAGUGCCUCAAAACAUUGCACCUUGGUUGGGUGAUUUACUUAGACGAUGAAUCCCCUCAGAAGCUUUUAUCAAGCUGCCCAAUUCUUGAAGUCUUGGUCGUAAACCGAGUUAUAGAUGAUAAUGUAACAACAACCUUUUCAAUUACGGUUCCUACAUUACAAAAGUUAUUUUAUAAUGGAAAAUCUGGUGCUCUCGAAAAUGAAUCCGAGUUUGUGUUGAAUGCUCCUUCGUUGAAGUCCUUGGAAAUUUUAGAUGGCGGUUAUGAGUGUAAGAUUGAGAAAAUGCCUGAGAUCGUGGCUGCAAAUGUCGAGGUUAUCUAUUGGAAUACCGACAAUCUCCUCGGUUCUCUUACAUCACUCAAACGCCUCUCGCUAUGCUUACCAAUGGAGUCGUCGUUUCCUAUUGGUAAAAUCUUCCAUCAGCUUGUAGACUUGGAGUUUUGCACAUGUGAAUUAGAAUGGGAUGUACUUAUGUAUCUACUCAAAGAUUCUCCAAAACUACGAGCUCUCAAACUCAAUGAGAGACAUAACAAUUUUCUUGGAAAUCGAAGGCGUCGUUGGGAUGAGCCGAGUUCUGUUCCUGAAACGUUGAUGUUCGGACUUCAAACUUUGGAGUGGAGAAACUACCGAGGAUGGUAUUUAGAGAAAGAACUAGCGACGUUUAUUUUGAAACAUUCUUGUCGUUUAAAGACAGCGAGUUUCUCACCAGUAGUCACCACUUUGGAGAAGCAACAUCGAAUGCUCACAGAAUUGGCACUUUUGUCUAGAGGUUCAACGACAUGUCAGCUCGUCUUUGACUAAAAGUUUGAAACCAUCUGAUUCAUAAGCAGUUUGGGAAAAAUGUCUCGAAACCAGUUUUGUUGCAUCUCUUAAAGCAUUUGCUCUGUUUCUCUCCUUGGUCAAUCAAGCCUUUUCUUCUUUGUUGACUUUCGCCUUUAUUUCGAGUAGAUUAGCGCUAAAAUGAUUAGUUUUACUAUGGGAUUAGAUUGUUUUGUUGGUCAUCCGUAACUUUAUUGACAAAAGCGUAUUGGAAUAUAUGAUUGAUUAUACAAAAGUCGGCGAAAUAACAAGAAAUAUUCCGAACUUAAGCUCAAAAGCGAGAAUCAAAUUAGAGUUUGUAUAC